UAUUUUUUCGUCCCUCCAACCAAAACAUUAAUUUUUUAUACUGCUCCACCACACCAAAAGUUCACUUUAAGUUUAAACUGAUUAACAAUUUAAAACCUAUUAUCUUAUAUAAAAAUAAUUACAUACUCAGAAUCUCUCCUAAAGUACGUUAUUUAUCCAACCUGGAUUUACUUCCAACAAAUUAUGGGGCUAUCUACCUACCUAAAAAAACAAUAAUUAUGGGGCUAUCCGGGCAAUUUAUAUACUCUAUAUAUAUAUAUUUUGUUUUCAUAUCACCAGUUUGAAUGCUUAGCAGACUACAGAGAGCAUCGGGGAUCUUGUGAUGAGAAGUUCUUACAUUUUGGGUAGCAGUCUUUUCCACUUCGCCUCUGUUUCAGCGUGGUGAUGGGGGACGACUUUAGGGCUCAUAUGAUUACAGAGGUGUUAUAAAGAUGUUUGAUAAUGGCAGUUGUAUAGGAUCCUUGAGACACUCUCAGCAAUUUCUCCGGAGGGGUCACGUUCACCUCAUAAAUCGAUCUCUACUUGAAAGGCUUCACAGCGCAUUGCGGAUCCUUGAGACUCUCCAAACAAUUUCACCGGACGGAUAACGUUCACCUUAUAAAUCGGUCUCUUGUUGGAAGUUAUCAGGAAAUCAGAAAAGAGAAGAUGCAGAGCAUCAACUCCAAUGAAGAAGAGACAUUGCGAGUUCGAAAAUUAGAGAUUACAGAUAAGAGCAAGGGUUUUAUAGAACUACUGCAACAAUUAACUAUAUGCGAUUCUGUUUCUGACAAUGACUUCCAAGAAAGAUUUCAAGAGCUCAGUGCAUAUGGUGACAACCAUGUUAUAUGUGUAAUUGAAGAUGAUAGUUCUAGAAAGAUUAUUGCGACUGGGAGUGUGUUUAUUGAAAAAAAGUUCAUAAGGAAUUGUGGCAAAGUUGGGCACAUUGAAGAUGUUGUGGUUGAUUCCAGUGCUCGGGGGAAGCAAUUAGGGAAAAAAAUUGUUGGGUUCCUCAUGGAUCAUGCUUGUUCAAUGGGUUGUUACAAGGUGAUCCUUGAUUGCAGUGUUGAGAACCGAGCUUUUUACGAGAAAUGUGGUUUCAAGGAGAAAGAAGUUAAGAUGGUGAAAUAUUUCAUAUGAUGAGUGAACUUUUCUGGAGAUUUACAAUGCAAAAUUGGUUUAAUGUUGUUGGUUUUUUUUUUCUUAUUUGUAGAGGUCUGCUAAUUUCAUAACACAUAAAUGAAUCAGAGUUGUUUUUGUAGGCACAAACCCCAGCUUUUAAUAUGAUCCAUCAAUUUCAGAUUGGCAAA
Messenger RNA from Cornus florida, 1286 nucleotides. RefSeq names its product glucosamine 6-phosphate N-acetyltransferase-like. The record is from RefSeq and is a predicted model, not a curated record. NCBI's taxonomy places the organism in Eukaryota, Viridiplantae, Streptophyta, Magnoliopsida, Cornales, Cornaceae. Gene Ontology annotation, molecular function: monosaccharide binding; glucosamine 6-phosphate N-acetyltransferase activity. The coding region runs from base 646 to 1116 and encodes 156 amino acids. Gene Ontology annotation, cellular component: endoplasmic reticulum; Golgi apparatus; endoplasmic reticulum-Golgi intermediate compartment. Gene Ontology annotation, biological process: UDP-N-acetylglucosamine biosynthetic process. The transcript is spliced from 4 exons.